AUGGCCGCUCGUGUUAGCGGGCUCGCGGUGGGCUUCCUCUGCCUGCUUGCAAUGUUGUCGCCGUCCGCGCAGCAAUCCCCGCCCCCAGACUCCCCAGAUUUAAAGUCGUCAAUAGACACAGACACCCCACCUCUCCCUGACAUACGCCCGCCCCCGAGCUCCCCGCGCGGCUACGAGUUGGACGUGCCCCCCAGGAACGUCACGUGCAAGGAUACCGACGCUGGUGCAGAUGACGAGGUACAGAUGCCAAGGCCCGUGCCGCCACCUGCCAUGUUGGUGUUCGGAGAUGGGCAGUUCGACAACGGUAACAACGGAUACUUGGAGCCCCCUAACUACCCCUACUCUGGCACCGGCAGGCUUAGCAACGGGGCCAACCUUGCCGAUGCCAUUGCAUACACUAUCGGAUUCCCGCAAAGUCCUCUACCCUUCAUGUCGUUGCGCGGCCGGAUCAGCAUGUGGGGCGCCAACUACGCUUCCGUGGGCGCUGGGAUUCGGAACUCCACGAAUAGAAAUAAGAGAAGAAACGAGAGAUGCGUGCAGAACGGAGAGCGGAGCAUCCCUCUUUCGCAGCAGCUGGAGGACUUCAGGACGACGAGGGCCCUUAUGGGGAUAAUGCUAGGGGGUGAAGCCAAGCUGCGCGCGUACCUGUCCAAGUCCAUCUUCCUCCUCGGCAUCGGCAGUCAGGACCUCGACCCAAGAUGGAACAUACACCUCGCAAAUUCGACCGAGAUCCAGAGCCUCGUUGCCCUAUACGGGGAGGCCGUCACGUCCCUCUACGACAUGGGCGCUAGGAAGCUGGCCAUCGUCAACGUUGGGCUCAUCGGCUGUGCGCCCCAGAUCUUUGACUACAGGUACGGUUGCGACGAGAGCCUGAACGACCGCGCCGCCGCGUUCAACGCCGCCCUCAAGCCCCUCAUGGCUGGCCUUGCGUCAAAGAAGAAGGGCCUUUUCUACUCCAUCGGCGACUUUCAUAGCUUCACCACCACCGUCUUCGCCGACCCGUCAGCUUAUUGGAUGGUGAACAUCCGGGACUCGUGUAGCUUCACGGACCACCCAGAGAGGACGUGCUCUCCCCAGGAAGAGCACUGGUUCUGGGAUUCAGAGUUCAUGACGGAUCAGGCAUGUAGGCUGACGGCCACUGCAUUUUACUAUGGACCGCCUCAGUUUACCGCCCCCAUGACCUUCAAGGCACUGCUGGAGAAAUAA
Messenger RNA from Triticum aestivum (bread wheat), 1206 nucleotides. Its product is annotated as GDSL esterase/lipase At5g55050-like. The record is from RefSeq and is a predicted model, not a curated record. Gene Ontology annotation, molecular function: hydrolase activity, acting on ester bonds. NCBI's taxonomy places the organism in Eukaryota, Viridiplantae, Streptophyta, Magnoliopsida, Poales, Poaceae. The transcript is spliced from 5 exons. Bases 1 to 1206 code for a protein of 401 amino acids.